This is a messenger RNA of Solenopsis invicta (red fire ant), 1288 nucleotides long. Its product is annotated as apolipoprotein D. Gene Ontology annotation, biological process: brain development; tissue regeneration; lipid transport. The record is from RefSeq and is a predicted model, not a curated record. The coding region runs from base 160 to 984 and encodes 274 amino acids. NCBI's taxonomy places the organism in Eukaryota, Metazoa, Arthropoda, Insecta, Hymenoptera, Formicidae. The transcript has 5 exons. Gene Ontology annotation, molecular function: lipid binding.
CUCACGUUAUAUGCCUCUGUGAACGUGUGUAUAUAUAUGUGUGAGCUGUAAUUGUGGGGUACCCGAGAGUGGGGUACCAGCCACAUAAAGUCUAUCUCUCCAGUGAAACUUGUGUUUAUAGUGCUAACGCAGAGAUCGACAGCAGCAACCAUCACAAAGAUGCAAUCCUUGACUUGGUGUUUAGUACUGGCGGGAUGCCUCGCUUUUGCUCAGGCUCAUACGUAUCAUAUGGGUGCUUGUCCCAUUGUGGAACCCAUGCAGGGUUUUCAGAUGAGCAGAUUUCUAGACUUGUGGUAUGUUAUCCAGAAAACGUCGACGGGUAGCAAGUGCAUCACUUAUAAUUACACGCGAGGAGAGGAACCGGGCGAGUACGUGCUAACACAGGACUCGGAUCAUCUGAUCUUAGGUCUUACGCCAUUGAAGCAUGAGUAUCAUUAUACUGGCCAGCUGACUGUACCCGAACCAAGCACUCCGGGACGUAUGGAAGUCCGUUUCCCUCUUAAUGUGGCCGGAAGUGCCUCUCAUGUGGUAUUCAUGACGGAUUACGAUACUUACGCCGGCAUCUUCACGUGUCAGAAGCUGGCGUUUGCUCAUCGACAGAGUGCGACGAUCCUCUCGAGGACCAGGACGCUGGAUCAGCAGCAGGUGGACAGGAUACGUCAGCGACUGAGCCAGUACGGCGUCGAUCCUUACGAUUUGAGUAUCGUCUCACAGUCUGGUUGUGCGCAAGGCAACAAUUCUUUAGACAUCAACAUCGACCCUAAUACCUUCACUUCUGAAAACCUUGGCAACGUGGUGCGCAAAGCGGGUGAAAAGAUCAGCGACGGCGCCAAGUGGAUCGCUGAAGCGGGAAGCAGUGUCUAUCACAAAAUAGCCGGGAGUGAAGAGAGUGAAACACCAUCAUCGACGGAGCGUAACAGCCGCGUUACGAUAGGAAAUAACGGCGAAAGAUUGGAAACCAACGAGGUGGAGUGGAUUCCCUAAAAAUCACAGCGAACUCGUUUUAUUCGCGAUCUCGAUGUGAUCUGAUAUUUAUAUUAUCCGUUUGAUCUAUUCAAAUCUAUUAAGAUCUAUUAAGAAUGAUUUAUUAAGAUUGAUCAUUUUAAUGCAUGUUUAAUUUUCUGCCAUUUUAUUUGACGAUAUAUAACGAAUUUAAAAUGAAGUUGCGACGGUAUCAGCAUUGGUUGACUCAUUAAUCUACGUCAUGGAUGAUUAGAAAUAAUGUCAUGAGUUUUUUUAAUAGUAUGUACGUUAAAUCUUUACAUUCAAUAAAACUUUCAAACAAGAG